AUGGAGGGCGAGGCGGACGGCGGCGGCGACUCCUUCGUGCUGUGCUCCGGCGUCCGCGCGGGCCUCAAGCGCGAAUUCGCCUUCGCCAUCGCCUCGCAGGCCGCCCUUUCGGCCUCAUCCGCACCCCUCGGCCGCACCCGCCGCUCAUCCCGCACCCUCAACUCAUCGGCCGCUUCGACCUCCUCCGCCGCCGCCUCGACAUCCUCCUUCUCAACCCCCGACACCAAGCCAAAGGCCAAGCGCCCUCGCCCACCAGAUCCUCUCCCUCCCCCUCCCCCUCCACCAGAGGAUGCCCCCGCCCCCGCAGAAGACCAUGAGGGGGCCGCUGUCGAGCUGCCCGGCCCCGUGCUCGCCUUGAUGGCUGCCGCUGGGCCCAGCCCUCCGCCGACGCCUUCGACUCCGCAACCCCAUGCCGACGCGGAUGCGGAUCCGGUACACCGCGACAACAUCAUCAUCCCGCCGGAGUCGUCGCCCAGGCGCAUCACGCGCUCCAUGCUCCAGCCCAAGUCUCCCCCUCCUACCGCCGCUCGUUCUCCUGACAAUGCGGCUCCGCUCAAACCCAAACCGGAACCGCCGGAGGAAGAGGAGGAUGGCAAGCCCGUUCCAACGUUGAGGCGCUUCACCAGAUCACUCUUGGUCAAGGAUAAGGACAGCAACGACGACGACCUCUCAGGCACCACCACCGCCAGCAAUGCCUCCUCCUCCCCUUCGCCCAACACCACCACCACCACAAGUACCAGCAGCAGCAAGAGGAAUAAGAAUACAAACAAGAUUCCCACCAACCUCAGGGAGCUGCUUGCCACCGGCCUGCUUGAAGGUCAGCCCGUCAAGUACAUCAUGAGGAAAGGCAAGCGAGCAGUACUCCGUGGAGUUAUCAAACACAUCGGCAUAUUGUGCUCAUGCUCUUCAUGCAAAGGCCGAAAAGUUGUUUCACCUUACUACUUUGAGGUGCAUGCUGGGAGUACCAAAAAGCACCCAUCCGACUACAUUUUCCUGGAAAAUGGAAAUAAUCUGCAUGAUGUAUUGAGGGCAUGCACAAAUGCUACGUUAGACAUGCUGGAGUCUGCAGUACGGAAGGCAAUAGGCCCAGCACCUCAGAAGAGAACAUUCAGAUGCAAAGGCUGCAAAAGUUCAUUCAGCACACUCCGCAGUGGGAAAUUUGCUUUGUUUUGUGAUUCAUGUCUUGAUUCCAAGGGUGCUAAGAAUAAUAGCAGGUCGUCCAAAGUUGGACGAAGUCCAACUUCAUCUGCCAAGGUAUAUAAGAGUGCCUCACCAGGAGCAAAGUCUUCAAGUGUAGGAAGGCUUACAAGAAAGGAUAAGGGGAUGCAUAAGGUUGUUUUCAUGAGUGGCGUUUUACCAGAGGGCACUGAUGUUGGCUACUAUGUUGGUGGAAAGAGGUUACUGGAUGGAUAUAUAAAGGCAUUUGGGAUCUACUGUCAUUGCUGCAGCACAGUGGUUAGUCCUUCACAGUUUGAAGCUCAUGCUGGUCGAGCUGCCCGACGCAAACCUUACCACAACAUAUAUAUGUCGAACGGCGUUUCACUACACGAGCUGUCAAUUUCACUCUUGAAAGGUCAAAAGAUGUCAAACAGACAAAGUGAUGACUUGUGCAGCAUUUGUUCAGAUGGUGGGCAACUACUGCUUUGCUAUACCUGUCCAAGAGCUUUUCACAGAGAAUGUGUUAGCUUGUCUUCUGCCCCGAAGGGAACUUGGUGUUGCCGAUAUUGUGAGAAUAGACAACAGAGGGAAAGUUGUUUGGCAUAUAACAACAAUGCAAUAGCUGCUGGGAGGGUUGAAGGAGUUGAUGCCUUGGAACAAAUAUUCACACGAUCAAUACGUAUUGUUACAACACCUGAGACUGGAUUUGGUGGUUGCGCACUGUGCAAGCUUCAUGAUUUCAGCAAAAAGAAAUUCAGUACCCGGACCGUGCUGCUUUGUGACCAAUGUGGUAGAGAAUAUCAUGUUGGUUGCCUCAAGGAACAUAAUAUGGCUGAUCUGACGGCAUUGCCUGAGGGAGCAUGGUAUUGUUCUACGGACUGUGUGAGGAUUAACCAGACACUGCAAGAUUUACUUAACCGUGGAGGAGAACCUAUUCCUACCAUGGAUUUAGAUGUUAUUAAGAAGAAACGAGAAGUGAAAGGUUUUAAUGAGGAUGCUGACCUUGAUGUUAGAUGGAGAGUUUUAAAGGACAAGAGCUCAGACGAUAGUAAACUAGUGCUCUCCAAAGCAGUUGCCAUUUUCCAUGAAACUUUUGAUCCCAUUAUCCAGGUUACAACUGGGCGGGACCUCAUUCCAGCCAUGGUUUAUGGGAGGAGUGCAAGGGAUCAAGAUUACACAGGAAUGUAUUGUGCUGUGUUAACUGUGAACAAUACUGUAGUUUCCGCGGGUCUUUUCCGCAUCAUGGGUAGUGAAAUUGCUGAGCUACCGUUGGUUGCUACAAGUAGGGAUAGCCAAGGCUUGGGAUAUUUCCAAGCACUUUUUUCCAGCAUAGAACGGCUGUUGGCAUCUUUGGAGGUGAAACAUUUUGUGCUACCAGCUGCAGAGGAAGCGGAGUCUAUCUGGACAGAACGUUUUGGGUUCACAAAGAUAAGCCAGGAUGAGCUGCGCGAAUACCUCAAGGGUGGCCGAACAACUGUGUUUCAGGGGACGUCAAACCUGCACAAGCUGGUCGCGAAACUUGAAUGCUAG
This is a messenger RNA of Miscanthus lutarioriparius, 2688 nucleotides long. The record is from the annotation of a GenBank genome assembly. Lineage: Eukaryota; Viridiplantae; Streptophyta; Magnoliopsida; Poales; Poaceae.